Molecule: messenger RNA, 2081 nt
Organism: Pecten maximus
Lineage: Eukaryota; Metazoa; Mollusca; Bivalvia; Pectinida; Pectinidae
Exons: 3
Coding region: 101-628 (175 amino acids)
Source: RefSeq, a predicted model, not a curated record
GGGCGCCCUAAACAGUUUACAUUGGUUACACGAUAUAUAACGCAAUACAGGUAAACAUCCGGUUUGUUCAGGUGUGUAACACAGCCACAACAGUCACAGGAUGCAUAGAGUGGAAUACGCAACGAGUGGGGGGACAAAUCUGAAGGAGAGGGGUCCGUACAACCCCACCCCAGCCGAAAACUACCUCAGUGGUACGGGGAAGUCGCACGUGUACCGGGGUCCUGGGUAUUAUAUCCCCUUAAACAACAGCUGGAUCCAGUACCACGAGUACAGGGCACUUCCGCCGAAAACCAAAAGGGACGCGGUACUGUUUGAGUCCGAAGAUGCCUGGGUAGAAUAUCAACGGAAACGAGAUACUGCUCCCAAACCAAGUGGCAUCACGUUGUCGGGAGUACCUACACAGUAUACUGGCGUCCCAGUACCAAACCUUCUCCCUUUCCAGAUGUCCGCCUGGAACAGACGAUGGGAUGGUCCAGGUUAUUUUUUACCUUCUGGUGAGAAAUGGUUCCACGAUCAUGACAGUCCCGCUAUCCCUAGUGAAUCUAAACUAUUUUACAACGAAGAGGAUUGGAUCAAGUACAAACACAUGCUAGAGAAACCAAGCAUGUCAAUGCUUCAAAAAGAAUAAUUUGAAUUGACAGAUAUAAUCAAAUGACUAUUGGACACCUGUAGGAUUGUUGGCAGAUUUUUAUGAAGGAGAUUGAGUGGUGGUUGGACUAGCAGGUCAUGUAUGGCGGCAGUGUACUAUACCGCCCAAUUGGCCUUCACCACCAAAAAUCUUUCAUGCUGAAGUCUUACACUGACGGCUGUCGUGAACACUGAUCAUGUUAAUGGCGAGAUGUUUGCCACUUUUGAAGUUUAAUGUUCAUCUUCUAUAAAGGCGCUGAAGGAGUUGUGAAAAAUUUGAUGAGAGAAUUUUCAUGGUUUCUUUAAUUACGUGUGACGAAGAUAUUUCUGUCGAAUGCCGUUCGUUAGUUUAAAGUCACCCAGUAUCAAUUAACGACAAUCACCACACCUCUUUCCAUUAACUCCUUUACGCGCUCUCUGGGAACUUAAUGGCACCGCAAUCAGACAAAGUCUGUUAGACAAUACAAUGUAUUGUUUAAGGAGGUACAUGGACUAUAAGAGAUCGAUAUUGGUGGUGAUCAGCCAAUGUUUUAAUUUUAACCAAUCAAUGCUGAGGAUACACUCGACUCCGAAACGAUUUACAAUCCUUAGAUAAAUGUACCCUAUUAUUUAUCUGUGUAAAACGUACAUUUCCCGCGCGUACUGCGGAUUGCCUCGGACGUUUACCAAAUACAUCUAUUAUCGCGCCAACUGGAAACACCUUAGAAUUCUUGAAUAAAAUUUGCAAAGUAUUUUCUCGAAAAUUUAGAUUUGCUAUCAUGACAAUUACUCGUUCAAGUCGUAAGAACAUCAGACUUAUGGGAAUAACUUGGAAUUACCGCUGGUAAUAUUCGUCUAAUACUAAGUAGGAUUUAUACUUCGUUGAAAAUGUGCAUAGUUUUGGAACAUUGUAACAUCAGAGAAAUAGCUAAGCUUAAUUUGAUUUAGGAUCUGUAAUAACCAACUUAAUUAUCUAUAUGGGAUUUGGUAUCACGGACAUGCUUUCCGACAACGUAAGAACGACAAUUAAUAAAUAUUUACUUCUUAACAGUUUAAACUAAAUGUUUGGAGAUCAAUUUGAGCGGUUUUCGGUUUGAUAUACAUGUAUAUAUUCAAGUAACUGUCUUUCAACACUUAUUUAUAAUAGAAAGUCCUGGUUUCGACAGGGAUUUUAAUGGCGUUCGUAGGCCAUUUGUUUGGUGUCAUGUUACGGAGUGGUUCUGAUAAACAUGAUUGAUAUACAUAGUAAGUACAGUCGGUUAGUACCAGAAUGACUUACUGAGGUGACAAGGGUCACUGGGUACACACCUAUUGGGUCAAUGUUGUACCGACAGAUUGUCCUUUCUAACGGAGGGUAACUUUGGGUGCUGUACUGGCUGGUAAUGAAAUAUUAUAUAUAUUUGUCUGAAAAUUAUUCUUAUCGUUGUAUUUGUUACAUUCCUAUUUAAUUCAUAUAAUAAAUAUUUAACUGUUAU